AUCAACCGUAAACAACCGUAAACAUCUAUCGUGAAAUUCGAUGUUAGUUAGUAAAGAAGUCUUAAAAUCAAAUCAAUUGUUUAAAAAUGUUUGUUACCUCAUGGAGGUAUGAGACAUGGUGCCUAGAUUGCAUUUAUCUGAAAUGACCAUUGACUGCAGGAGCCUACGGGUAUUCCAAAUGAGAUAACAGAGAAGUAAAUUUAUGAUUUAAGUACGUGUCCAACAUGGGUGCAACAGUGUCAAAACGAGCACGUAGUGAGCAGGAGAAAGAAGCUCUGGCUGAUAUGCGGCAGUCUAUCCCUGGAGGCUUGUUUUUUAGCAAUGGUCUGCCCAUAAAUACACCUACUCGAUGCUUUUCCAGACAGGAACAAGUAGAUGUAUUAAGAUCUUGUAAAGUUACUUUACAAAAAACCAACGAAUAUAUUUUUGAUACUAAUGAAGACCUUAGAUUUGCAGUAGACACCCGUGUCUGUGAAUAUAGCAACAUGAGUUAUUCAUUGCCGACUGAAGAAUCCCAGAUACAGGAUUGUGUUAGGGAAUGCUGGAAGCAGAUUGAGGAGCAGUGCCGGGAUCAUCAGUCUAACAGGACUGUGCUGAAAGAAGACAGUACAGGCAAGGAUUGGCAGGUAGUCCGUCUGUUUGUGUCAUCUACAUUCCGUGACUUCCAUGCAGAGCGAGAGGUGCUUGUUAAAAAGGUUUUUCCUGAAUUACGAGAUUGGUGCACACAACGUCAUUUGCAGUUUAUUGAAUGUGAUUUGCGAUGGGGCGUGCCUCGUGACUCUACAACGCGAACAACAAUCUGCACUUGUUUGGAUGAGAUACAACAAUGCCACGAUGAAACAGAUGGAGCAGGAUUUUUUCUCAAUAUGCUAGGUGAAAGAUAUGGUUGGGUGCCAGAUGAAGACUCUGUACCAGAAGAUCUGACUAAGCAGUAUGGUUGGGUCCAUGGCACCUCUGUCACACAUAUGGAGAUAGUUCGAGGUGCCUAUGCAACCAAAAAUCCCAAUGCUCUGUUUCUGAUCAGAGAUCCAUCAUUUCUUGAAGAUUUACCUGAGGACCAGAAUGCCGGGUUUGUUGAUAAUGCAGAGUAUUGUAAAAGACAACUGAAGGAACUGAAGAGACACCUCAAAGAGCAUUUCACUGAUCAAGUGUUUGACUAUACUUGCAAGGUCGACACAGUUGAAAAUGGAAAGGUUAAGAUGAGUGGCCUUGAGGACAAGUUCGCCAAGACCGUGUUGGAGUUCUACAAGUCCGCAAUUACCCGUCAUUAUCCAGAGAAAGAGUUGAGGAACCUAACACCAGAUGAAGUGGAAAUGGAGCAACACCAAAUAUUCAUGGAACAGAGAGGUGCCAUGGUGUUUGGCAGAGACCAGGAAAUUCAAAAGAUGUUAAUAUAUGCAAAAUCUGGAUGUAAAUUUGUGGAUGGGGAUGGUAGCUCACCAAUGGUGAUUGUUGGCGAUCCUGGCCAAGGAAAAAGUGCCUUAAUGGCCAAGUGUGUCAGAGAAGCAGAACAUGCUGGCUUGAAUGUGUUCUAUCACUUCAUAGGGUGUACAGGUCAGUCAACUGAUGCUUCUAAUCUUGUCUACAGACUCUGUGAAUCGUUGAUCAAAAGCGAGAAUACAGAGUGGAAUGAGUUAAAGGAGAAAUUUGAAUACAGUAAAGCUGUAAUAUUACUGGCACAACUGUUGAAAGAUUUUGGUAAAUCUGACGAACAGCUGCUGAUAAUCAUUGAUGCUGUUAAUCAGCUCCGUGCAACUGAAGAUAACCUAAAAUGGAUUCCAACAGACCUUUGCUUUGGAUCAAUGCGAUUCAUAAUGAGCACUACACGGGAAGGUGGUGUAUUGGAUAAAAUAAAUGGUAUGCUGCCCUCUGCGGCUAAACUUCAUCUGGCGGAGCUGGAUGAAUCAGCAAAAAUUGAUGUUGUUCAGAACUACUUUGCUAGAUAUAACAAGAAAUUGGACCCUGAACAACUUGCUUUAAUUGUCCAAUCAGAAGGAGCCAAGAAUGUAUUGUGGUUGUCGUUGGUCUGUGAAGAGCUACGUAUCUUUGGAGUAUUUGAGGAAGUCACUCAACGCAUAAAACAAAUUCAUCCAUCACUAGAAGGCCUGAUAUCGGAGAUAAUUCAGCGAAUGAUUAAUGAAGAUGAAACAUCAUUAGUGGAACAAAUUUUGUGUUUCUUGGAGUGUUCCCAAAGUGGUCUGAAGGAGACAGAGCUACAUUUCUUGCUGGGUGACUGUGAAAGUAACGAACCAGUUGCUAUGUUGCCAUGGGCUCAAGCUAGACGUACAUUGAAGCCAUUCUUAAGGAACUCAAGUGCAACAGGAGGAGAACAGAUGCUGGAUUUCUUCCAUGCAUCAAUCAAGAAGGCUGUACAACAGUGUCUAUUGUCAAGUACAGAAAAACAGGAGGUUCACCACUUGAGACUUGCUGAGUUCUUUCAGUAUCAUUCUCAAGAUACAAUGAGGGUUGUCAGUGAGCUUCCACAUCAACUGAAGAAGGUGGGCAAGACUAAGAGAUUGGCGGAGUUUUUGAAUACAGACACAAGAGCACAGAAGAUGGGAUGGGUGAUGAUAGCUAGGACAUUACAAGAUCUACGUUGUCAGAAGCGGUUUUUAUCACCAGGGCCUUUUGCUUCAGUUGUAAAAAUUUGUACCUUCUGUCAAAACUUCAAAGGAGGCAUUGUAAAACGUGCCGUCUGGCCAAAUAAAGAUAUCUGCUAUGUGUGUGGGGAAUUUGUUUCCCCAUUCCAACGAAAAAAAGACAGUGAAGCCAUGUUGUGCAUGGAACAUUCUGAAAGGAAUUACGGAAGCCUAGAGAUGUGCUGUGUCUGCAAGAAACCUCUUCAUGCAACACCUAUGCAUAAACCAUUAUCAAUGUAUCUUUGUAUGAUUUGCAGUGGAGGCAUCAAUACUAGAAGAUGUACAAAGCUUGUAACAAAUGAGUGAGUGUUAAUUGUAAGGAUUAUAGUGAACUUGUACCCAAUGCCAAUGAGGUCUCACCUCAAAGUGAGUCUCAUUUUUAGAAAAUCACAAAUUGUGUUGAUAUUAUAUUUGGGUAAAUCACAUUAUAAGUUUUAAUUUAAUUCCCUUGGAUAAGCAGAUCUAGAGAUGUGAGCAUUUAAAAUUUAGGUGUAUGAGAACCACAUUUUGAGAAAAUCAGCCUCAGAGAUAAACUAACAUACAAAUAAUAGGACUAGAAUUACAGAAUAUGCAUAGAGAACACUGUUUUAGUAAGAAAAUUCACUUAAAAGUAUACAGUCAUAAAAUACACGUAUCAAGAUUGAAAAACAUUGAAAUCAAAAUUCUGUCGGAAUUUUUACUUUGACCUAAUUUGGUGAAUAUUUCAAUAUGAUUUCACCAACGAUGCGUCCCAUUCGUGGUGAGACCUCACCUUACAGUCUACCCCCACUUCCCAAAGAUGGUUGGCACAUAGGGUUUUUAAUUUGUUUUCAUUUGCCGCAGGCCGCACUUUGUCCACCUGCGGUUUACAGUAUGUAAAAACCAUGGAAAUGGUAAAGUAAUAGUAAUAAGUAUAAUGAUAAUAGUUUAUGAAAUGUAUGUAACACUUUUCACAUUUAUCAUAUCUCAAGAGCUUCUUAAUUGAAACAAGUUAUUAACUUAAACAUUUAUUGACUUCAACAAAACUGAUUCAAACUAGGGACUAAACAAAUUUUCACUGAUUGGUAGUGAGUGAGCCAUUGCAAUUAUUCUGUGGUUGUUGUAAUAUGUGAUUUACCAAAUUUCAUAGAAAAAAAUUGGUGUUACUUCAUUAUUGUGAUAUAUCUUCAUCAUUUUUGUUCUACAUACAGUACAUUUAAAGACUAUUUUAUUUCAAUUUUUAUUUCAGUGUUGAGUUUUUUUAGGCAUAUCCUUGUGCAUUUGAGUAAGGUAGGAGCAGGCAAUUCAGAAUUACAUCUGAAAAUUUUUGAUAUGUGACCUUUGUUACAUAACAACUCCCUGGUUACAUGUACCCUCACUAUUUUAAAGAUUUCUAGACAUGAAACUACAGUCUCACUGCCUGAUCUAUGGCCUUGUGUGUGGUGUUUUUUUUUUUUUAUAAAUUUGUUGUUUAUAUAGUACCUAAAAUUAUUUUAUGUUUUAUAUUUGGGGGGGUGUGGAGGUUUAAUAAAAAAGGGUAUCGUCCCUGUUGAGGACUUCAUUAAUAUAUAAGAUAUAUUUUGUAUGACUUUUGAGGAAUAAAAAGUAGUUUUUUAAAA
Molecule: messenger RNA, 4216 nt
Organism: Anneissia japonica
Lineage: Eukaryota; Metazoa; Echinodermata; Crinoidea; Comatulida; Comatulidae
Product: telomerase protein component 1-like
Exons: 15
Coding region: 225-2945 (906 amino acids)
Cellular component (GO): Cul4-RING E3 ubiquitin ligase complex
Source: RefSeq, a predicted model, not a curated record